Molecule: messenger RNA, 1389 nt
Organism: Closterium sp. NIES-65
Lineage: Eukaryota; Viridiplantae; Streptophyta; Zygnematophyceae; Desmidiales; Closteriaceae
Source: the annotation of a GenBank genome assembly
AUGACAUCAACGGCUCGGCAAGCGGGACCGCUAUGGAAUGCAACGGAGGACGUAAUUCUUCUCAACCACGUGGCGCGGCACGGCACCAGCCAAUGGGGAGUUCUACAGGCAUCCGGUCUGUUGCCGCGUCGCGAUAACAAAGCGUGUUGCAACCGAUUUAUCGUUCUAAAGAGGAACUACCAGCAGAACCGCAUAAAGAGUUCUCAAGUCGUGAAAGCCCUCCUGUCUGCACUAAGGAAUAACAAUCAAGUGAAGACAUGUCCUGGCCAAGCACGCACGAUCCUUCUUCCAGAGUUGGCUAAAAUGCCACUGACAUCAAUCACUUCAGUUGCUGACCCUGGAGCUGCAACAUCACAAGCACCAGCGCGAUCGUCAUCACCACCUCCAUCAGCAGCACUGAGGAGAAGAAACAAUCAAGCCAAGACAUUCCCCAGCCAAGCACACACUAUGAUCCCUUGCCCAGAAUUGGCUAAAAUGCCACUGACAUCAACCACCUCAGUUGCUGACCCUGGUACUGCAUCAUCACAAGCAUCAGCGCGAUCAUCGUCGUCACCAGCUCCAUCGUCGUCACCAUCUCCAUCAACAGUACCAGCUCCUAAACAAUCAGAACGAAGAGGAUCUCAGCACGGCUUCCUUAAAACCGCCAUGGAAGGCAAUGCAAGCGAGAGGGGGGAAGAUGGGGCAGUGCAAGGCGCAAUGUGCGGUAACAGGACUUCUGUCUGCCACACUGAAGCUACCAUUCCAAGAAGUACAGGAGAUGUAUGUGAAGAGGCGAGCCGGAAUGUUGGUGGAAUUGUCGAUCAUCCGGAGAUGGACCAUUUAUCGCUAACAUCACGCGUCAACCAAUCUGCGGCAAGCAGCACCGAAUUCUUGGCAUGCUUGUUGCAAGCUGCUGCAGCCAUACCGGCAACAUCCAUACCAGCAGCACCUGAACCAACAGCGUCGGCAUCCGAACCUGAAGCGUCGGGGGGGGGUGGAACAAUGGCUUGCGGCACGCUGAAAAGACCAUCUUCAGACCUGUGGAGGGCCGUUGACGAUCAUACGCUGAUCUCAUCAAAGAAAAUCAGAUCUUUACCGGAAUUCUGGCACGAAAACGAGGAUCGUGCGGUUCCAAUCUCAGGCAAGGCGAAUGCGCACCCGGGGAGCGAUACAGGGACGGUGAUUGUUGGAAUACCCGAGCCUACAUGGCGGACAGGGAGCUUGCCCCUGGGAGAAGACGGCCAAUCCCAAUGGGCUCCAUAUGCUGGGCUGCCAUGGUGUGAGGGAGGCUGCCUGCACCCCUGCCAGAGCUGCCAGGCAGCCCAGCCAAACCUCUCUGGGCUGAGACCAGAUGCCCUGCUAGACGCUCUCUCCAGUGGCCCCCUCUCCAUGGUUCUUUUUGGGUUUUGA